AUGUUGAACGGACAUCACCACUCGUUGAACGGUUCUUCGCAUCACGACGCCUCGCAUAGGCUUCGACGGGAGGCAAAAAGGGCGCUGAAGAAAACCGGGUUUACCAGUCGACAGAUUCUGUGUUUUUUAGGUGUGGUCGUGACCGUAAUACAAAUGUUUUUCGCCGCGAAAUGGCUGACGAGCGGCACGUCAGGAGACGACGACGACUUCGACGACUCGACGAUUGAUUACUCCGCGGCGGACGUGGAUGAGAAUUUGGAGAAGACGGGUAAAUUAACGCCGACGAUGAUGAUGGGCGAUGAUGAUACCGUGAGUAAAUCGGGUCCGUAUAAAGGAUUGCGCGUGCACGAUACGAAGACGGACAAGUAUAAGAACAGAGGCGCGAGCGGCGAAGAAACGGCGUUGGAUUUUUGGGAGAAGCAUUUCAAGUUGAAACAGUCGGUGGAUUGGAACGAUUUUGCGGUCAUUUUAUUGAUGGAACACGCGAAGGACGUGCAGAAUUUAACCGCGUCGUUAGCGCCGGCGAUUAGCGGGCACUUUGAUGCCAACAACGAUGGAUUCGUUUCGAGAAAGGAGUACAACGUCUUUUUGAGAAAGUUUGGCGUGCAAGGCAUGCAAGAGAGUUUGCAGUUUGCCGUGGACGCGUCGUUGGAUAACUUUUGGAGGCGAGAUCCGAUGGAUAGGCGAAAAGCGAACCCGAUUGGCUGCGCGAUGUAUUUAGAUGGACAACAUACGAACCACGUGGAGUUGGAAGCGAGUUCGGAUUUUCAUUUCAACGGCGCGAAGCCGUUUGCGAUUGAGGCAUGGGUAAGGCCGCACGCCAGACCGAAAAACACGGACGCGGAGGCGCUGAAAGCGUACAGAUUUGGCGGGGUUGUGUUUUCCAAGUACAAUCGGGCGAGAAGAGGACAGUAUUUUUUCCAGUUGGAACCGGAUGGACACGUGUUUUUUCACCGAGAAGUCGCGCCGUGGGGAUUGAGGUCGACUGUUACUAUCCCCGCCGGGUAUUACACGCACGUCGCGGUGACUUAUGGAGCUGGACGAUCGAAAAUUUACAUCAAUGGUACGCUGCGUGGGUCACAAAGAGAAGGCGCUCAGGCGCACGACCCGGCGACGAGCGUUUUGAUCGGCGCUAUCCACGAUCAAGACAAACCGGCGAGCGGUUUCAACGGGGAAAUCGACGAGUUGCGAGUCUGGAACGUCGAUAGAACGCAAACAGAAAUCGAGCAAAACAUGGGGAAAACUUUGACGGGAUUGGAAUACGGUUUACUCGGCUAUUGGCCGUUCGACGAGUGUUCGGGAUGGCGCGCGAGAGAUAAAAUGGGAAGGCACGACGCUCAGUUAAACGGAGGUCGAUGGGUACGUACUUCAAUCAACGUCAAACACAACGAGAAAAUCGUGCACUGCGCAGUGCCUGGGAAAUGUUCCAUCGACGAAGAAGAGCCAAGAGUAACGGGCGCGAACUACAUCGAUAGCGAACAACUGAGAGCGGACUACUGGAAACGCGCCAUUCGCGUCAUGGAGACGCAGAACCGCGUGAAUAAAAAAGUCAUCAAAGAACUUUUGAUGACCAUGGACACGUUGACUAAUCGCGUGCGAUGGUUGGAAAAGCAAGACCGCGUGCGCAAAUCGCAACUCAAGGAGCUGAAGUGGCGACACGGGAACGUCACAGAGGCGAUUGGGUUAAUGCGUGGCAACUUUACCAAAGCUGGGUUCGGAUUCGACGGUAAAGACCCGUUGGAUUUAUUGAACGAUUUAGAAUCCGGAUUGAAAAGGAAACAUUUUCGCAUGGGAUUAGGAAACGGUGAAGACGAGGACGAGGAAGAUGAGGAUGCCUUUUUAGACCGAAAUAGUAAGGAAGAUGAGGACAGUAAUAGCAACGAAGACGAAGACGAUGAGGAAACGGUGUUACAUAGAGUCAAAGCGAGACGCGAAAAGGCGCGAUUAGAAAAUCUGAAACUUCUCGGCGGCGACAAAGAAGACGAAGGUGAAGCGGAUAAAAAGUCCGAACUACACUUUCCCACGAAGUUGGUGGAGGUGGUGUUUUAG
Molecule: messenger RNA, 2049 nt
Organism: Bathycoccus prasinos
Lineage: Eukaryota; Viridiplantae; Chlorophyta; Mamiellophyceae; Mamiellales; Bathycoccaceae
Product: VCBS
Exons: 2
Coding region: 1-2049 (682 amino acids)
Molecular function (GO): calcium ion binding
Source: RefSeq, a predicted model, not a curated record